AUGUCCGCCGAAACGAUCACCACCAUCUCCCCCUCCACCAACCGCCCGAUCAUCACCCGGACCGGCGUCUCCACCGACGAAAUCAAGCACAUCCCCGCUCUCGCCCAGGACGCGUACCGGUCCUUCUCGCAGUCCACGACCCUCAAGCAGCGCCAGGAGAUCGUGGCCCGCGCGCUCGACAUCCUCGAGAAGAAGAAGGAUGCGCUCGCGCGCGAGCUGACGGAGCAGAUGGGCCGGCCCAUCGCCUACACCGGGGUGGAGAUCGCGACGGCCGUGAAGCGCAGCCAUUACUUGACCAAGAUUAGUUCGGGGAUCCUGGGCGAUGAGGGCGUUGUCCCUGGAGAGGAGGAGAAGGGGUUCAAGCGGUUUAUCAAGCGGAAGCCUGUGGGUGUGGUGUUGAUAAUCUUUGCGUGGAAUUAUCCCUACCUCGUUCUCGUCAACAGCCUGAUCCCAGCCAUUCUGGCCGGCAACGCCGUGAUUUUGAAACCCUCGCCUCAGACCCCCACGGUCGCGGAGCAGGUCGCCGGUGCGUUCGCGGAGGCGGGGCUUCCCGAGAACGUGCUCCAGUAUGUCCACUGCGGAUCACCCGAGAUCCUCGAGACCAUCAUCCGCUCACCUGAUGUCAAUCAUAUCUGUUUCACGGGCUCGGUGGCCGGAGGAUUGGCGGUCCAGAAAGCCGCUUCGGAUCGGAUCGUCAACGUCGGGCUGGAGCUUGGUGGCAAGGACCCGGCCUAUGUUCGGGACGAUGUCGAUGUCGCAUGGGCGGCAGAGGAGAUCGUCGACGGCGCUAUCUUCAACAGCGGCCAGAGCUGCUGCGCGAUCGAGCGGGUCUACGUGCACAAAAACAUCUACGACAGCUUCGUGGACGAGGUCAAGAAGGUCUUGAGCAAGUACCGCGUCGGCAACCCGACCGAUAAGAACACGCAGAUCGGGCCGGUCAUUUCGACGCGCGCGAAAGAGAUGAUCCUGGCACACAUCGCGGAUGCGGUCGAGAAGGGCGCGAAGGAUGAAAACCCCGCCAAUGAGACGUUCGACAAUCUCCCCGAGAAUGGCAAUUACGUCAAGCCCACCCUGUUGAUAGGCGCCAACCACAACAUGCGUGUGAUGACAGAAGAAACCUUUGGCCCCGUGAUUCCCGUGAUGAAGGUGGAGAGUGACGAGGAAGCUAUCAAGCUCAUGAACGACAGCGAGUUCGGCCUCACCGCAAGUAUCUGGACCAAAGACGUUGCCAAGGCGGAGGAUCUCAUCGAACAAGUAGAGGCUGGCACCGUCUUCAUUAACAGAUCCGAUUUCCCGAGCCCGGAUCUCGCCUGGACUGGUUGGAAGAAUUCAGGACGCGGCGUCACCCUGAGCAAGUUCGGAUUCGAGCAGUUUGUGAAGCUCAAGAGCUACCACGUCAAGGAUUACCCCAAAUAG
This is a messenger RNA of Aspergillus clavatus NRRL 1, 1416 nucleotides long. Its product is annotated as aldehyde dehydrogenase family protein. Bases 1 to 1416 code for a protein of 471 amino acids. The record is from RefSeq and is a predicted model, not a curated record. Gene Ontology annotation, molecular function: aldehyde dehydrogenase (NAD+) activity. The transcript has 3 exons. Lineage: Eukaryota; Fungi; Ascomycota; Eurotiomycetes; Eurotiales; Aspergillaceae.